UCCUCUCAAUUCGUCUUCUCUGCGGAGCACUUUUUGCUAGUUAGCUCACUUUUAGCGGCUUCCAGAGGUGCACCGAACCCCGGAGGAUCGUGGCUGGCGCCUCGGCUGCAGUAAAGCGGGGGGCAGCCGGAGAUUAGCGGGGCAGGAGUCGACAUCCUUCCCCGAACUGCUGCUGAAACCAUGAAAACAAUGACGAAGGUACUGACAGGAGGAGGCUACUACCGAAGGUGCAGCCCUCGCUAGACUUUCCCCUACUGCAUCGCUCUGCCCGCUGCCCCGACUGCACCACCCCACCCUGACACUUUGCCGUCAUGGCCAACCACCUGGAGCUGAUCCAGGAGCUGCAGCAGCUGGACAAGGUCCCCAGUCUGGAGAGGCUGCGGGCAGCCCAGAAGCGGCGCACUCAGCAGCUCAAACGCUGGGCCGUGUAUGAGAAGGAGAUGCAAAACAAAAAGCGCAAGGCGGACAGGAGGGGACGCACCGCCAACGGCUACCAGCACGUCGAGGCCAAGAGGAGAGUGUCGUUCGCAGCCAGCGUGGCGCUCCUGGAAGCGUCAGCCAGGAACGACCCGGAUGAAGUGCGCUACCUGCUGAAGAACAACGUGAGCCCAGACCUCUGCAACGAAGACGGCCUCACAGCACUUCAUCAGUGCUGCAUAGACAACUACGAGGAGAUGGUAAAAAUCCUACUGGACCGUGGCGCCGGCGUCAACGCCCAGGACAAUGAGCUGUGGACGCCGCUGCAUGCCGCCGCUACCUGUGGCCACGCAGGCCUGGUCAAGAUACUCAUUGCACAUGGUGCCGAUCUGCUGGCAGUCAACUCUGACGGGAACAUGCCCUACGACCUUUGUGAAGAUGACCCAACACUGGACAUUAUUGAGACGGCCAUGGCCAACCGAGGCAUCACCCAGGAGAUGAUCAACGAGACCCGGGCGUCUACAGAACGGAGGAUGCUGGGAGAUAUCCAGGAACUAGUCAGGCUCGGCGACGAAGUCAACCGGCAAGACUCGCAGGGAGCCACACUGAUGCACAUCGCAGCCGCCAACGGCUACAUGCAGGCCUCCGAGCUGCUGCUGGAAGCCGGAGCUCGAAUGGACUUGAGAGACUCGGACGGAUGGCAGCCGCUCCACGCCGCCGCGUGCUGGGGUCAGAUGCACGUGGCUGAGCUGCUGGUGUCACACGGAGCCAGUCUCAACGCCAAGACCUUCCUCGACGAGACCCCGAUCGACUUGUGCGAGGAUGAGGAGUUCAGAGCCAUUCUGCUGGACCUGAAGCACAAGCAUGACAUCAUCAUGAAGUCUCAGCUCAAACACAAGACUUCGCUGUGCCGACGGACAUCCAGCGCCGGCAGUCGUGGGAAGGUGGUGAGGCGAGCCAGUUUGUCCGACAGGCACAACCUGUGCCGAAAGGAGUACGAGACGGAGGCCAUUGUGUGGAGGGGAGGCAGGGAGGAGGAGGAGAAGGAGGACAAAGAGAAGGAUCCUGACCCGGAGAUCUUCCAGGUGCUUCAUGUGAAGCCCGCUGAGGCAACCGAGUCGUCCGAUCAGACCAAGCGACCUACCAUCCUCAAAGAUGGCAGCAGCAAGCACAACGGCCUCAUCUCUACAACUGCGUGCGUACCCGCCCAGCCACCAGCCAACGGCAAGUCAGCGACGGACAAGAGCACGGUCGCUACCGGCCAGGAUGAAACGUUAUCUCGCGAAAGACCUCAAACUCUGUCGGAGCUGAAGAAGCAGCGAGCGGCGGCUAAGCUGUUGAACCACCCCCUAUUUAACGGUCACCUAGUUAACGGUUCCUCGGACUCCUUCAGCGAUGCCAAAUCCAUCUCGGAUGACCCCCGCAUGCCACUGGUGUCGUCUAACGGCAGCGCCGUAUUCUACACGCCGGCCAGCGGCGACCCGCCACUGCUAAGAUUUAGGCAGCCUGUCGACGAAGAGGAGCCCAAGUCGCGGACCUGCUGCUGCGUGUCUUAGCGACAUGGUUUUGCGAGACCAAGAAACUGCAAGAGUUUGCACAGAGGAGCUGGAGCUCAAGAAGUUGCCACUCAAAAAAAGAGGCUGCAAGUGUAGCAUGAGCCAACAAACUGAGUCUUUGGGUUACAUUUGGACACAUGGAAGAAAAACAAAGAUGGAUGGCUGAAGAUAAUUCAAGGCAUAAGUGGAACUUCCAAGGUCAAGCUGUUCCGUGACAUGCAAAAUGUUCAGAUUUUUGAUGAUCAGCAUUUUUUAAGAGUUGCUCGGAUGCCUACCAAAAUUUAGUUGCCAAGUAAAAACAGGCAUCAAGUGGCUGAAGCUUUUAUUUGUAAUUUGCGAAGUUUGAAGCAAUUGGGCAAAAAGAAAAAAAUCCCACCAUGCUCCAACCCAGAUUCAACAAUGAAAACUCACAUUUAGUUUAGUCUAGUACACUUCAAAUUUGGCAGCAAAUUGGAAAACAAUUUUGAGGCAAGUUUAUGUUUGAAGGACCCAGGCAAAAAGCCCCAAUGAAACCAAAAUAAGCGCAACCUCAAAAUCAAACAAAGUCGAUCGGUUCUGUGACGCUGGUUGACUUCCAUCUAUUCUAUUUAUUUAUUUCUAAUCUAUUUUGAUUUGUCAGAGACCUGUCACAUGACCAUUUCACCACAUUUAUCUUCACUCCAGCUCACCCACAACUCGAUCGAGGUGGUACAUAUCAGAAAAAGCAAACGGCGCUUUCAACGCCGUCAAGGGAAGGAACGCCUUAAGUGUUAUUGUGUACUUUGACAAGCCCCUCUUUGUAUACUGUACGUUUACCCCCAAACUAUAUUUGUAUUGAUCGGCGUUGAGAUAACUUAAGAGUGUUGACUGUACAUUUCUUUAUUUAUGUGUUCCGUGUAUUUAUUGUUGCGGAUGGUGUGUGGAGAGUGAGUGCGAUACAGAGAAGAGCCAGCAAAGCACUUUUCUUUUUCCUCAUACGAAAGCAAAAAGUUUCAUCUGUGGAAAAAAAAAAGAAUGCAAAAUAGAAAUAGGCAUUAAAUCGAAUUGGGCAUUUGACAGGUUUGUAUUACAAUUACCGUACAGUGUUUGUCACUCAUAUCGUACAUGUUGCCUCGUUUCCACAUCAGUGCCAAAGAAUCUCCCAUAAAUAAAUAUUGGUUCCCUUAAAGCCACAUUAAUUUGCGCUCCCCUUUGUACAGUGUCAACAAUUUGUACAGAUGAAUUUGUAAAUACUGUCGUCUGUCUGUUCCCAUACAAUGUUGCUGUCCUAAUGGAAAAUACACUUAACUAAUCCUGCGUGUCAUCUGCCUGCCAAGUAUACUCAGGUGUCAGUGUUUGUGUGUGAUAUUCUUUUUGUGCUCAAAAGUCAGGAACAAAGUCCGUUUUUACUGUAUUACAUGUCACCUAACGUCUAGCUGCUGCGGUGGAAUAAAUUGACCAAUACCUUCACAAAAUAUACAGUAGUUAUAUAGGUGAUUAUUAACAAAGGUCCACAUAUGGACGGAAGAAUACCACUUAAAAAAAAAAAACUACUGAUGAUGUAAAUGUUAGACUGACGGCUGCAUUCACAUAUUUUGAAUAAAUUGUAUAUUUUGGGAAUUGUU
Molecule: messenger RNA, 3556 nt
Organism: Syngnathus acus (greater pipefish)
Lineage: Eukaryota; Metazoa; Chordata; Actinopteri; Syngnathiformes; Syngnathidae
Gene: ppp1r16b
Product: protein phosphatase 1, regulatory subunit 16B
Exons: 11
Coding region: 312-1973 (553 amino acids)
Biological process (GO): establishment of endothelial barrier; regulation of sprouting angiogenesis
Cellular component (GO): cytoplasm
Molecular function (GO): enzyme inhibitor activity; phosphatase regulator activity; protein binding
Source: RefSeq, a predicted model, not a curated record